Ictalurus furcatus (blue catfish) is the source of this 3144-nucleotide messenger RNA. It is a transcript of the gene cd276, whose product is annotated as CD276 molecule. NCBI's taxonomy places the organism in Eukaryota, Metazoa, Chordata, Actinopteri, Siluriformes, Ictaluridae. The record is from RefSeq and is a predicted model, not a curated record. The transcript has 8 exons. The coding region runs from base 417 to 1337 and encodes 306 amino acids.
UGUAUGAGCAUGUAGUUUGUGUAGGCAAUCUGGCAACCUUGCUUCCAACAGUAAGCAAUCUGGCAACCCUGCAUUGUGAAUGACAAAGCGAGCGAAUGACCUGGGAGCGGUUGAUUUUUUUUUUAUUCUCCUCUGAAUAAACCCUGAGUAAAGCAUACAUUAAGCGUAAACUCGGAGACUACACGGUUUUAUUGAUGUAAAGAGUGAAACGUAGCUUGGGGCUGAAUAAUAAUAAUAAAUAAAAAAAGCUAUGAACCAAGUAAGCUAGCUAACUCUAAUGUGUUUCCACCCGUUACUGCCAGACUGGACUCCAUUUGCGUGCCGUGAUUAAAGAAGCUUCCCUGCUGUUACACUCAUUUACACACUCACACACACACACACACACACACACGCACACACUCUGUACCGGGAUCACCAUGCUGGCUCUGCUGUUGACUGCGCUGCUGGCCGUACACUCCAUCGCUCUGGAAGUGAACGUCCCUGAUUUCCCAGUGGUGGUGCUUUAUGGAACCGACACUGUCCUCAACUGCACGUUCUCGGGGGCCAAGAACUUUAACCUGUCCGAGCUGAGCGUGUUCUGGCAGCUGGCUGACACUCAGAGAAGCGUGCAUGCUUACUUUGACAAGCAGGACCGCUUCAUUGAUCAGGAUGAGCGGUUUGCUAACAGGACCAGCCUGUUUCAUGCAGAGUUAGCGUCUGGUAACGCAUCGCUGCUCCUGAGAACAGUCCGAGUGGCAGACGAGGGCAGCUACACGUGCUUCGUUAAAGUGGACGCAUACAACAAGGAUUCCAUGUACAUGCAGGUGGCAGCCCCCUACUCCAAACCCUCAGUGACCUGGGAAACCGAUGCCAACCCCAAGCCAGGUGAUGCCGUCGCACUGACCUGCGUGGCGUACGGUGGGUACCCCGAGGCUCAGGUGCUGUGGCAGGACGGGAGCGGGCAAAACCUGACUGAGAACGUCACCGUCUCACCUGUAGCCAACGAGCAGGGUCUGUUCACCAUCAGGAGCGUCUUGACGGUCAUCCUCGAACCGAACAGCACCUACAGCUGCAGACUGACCAAUCCGCUUCUAGGGGACGAGGGCCACGCGUCUGUCACCAUCACGGCCCAGGCCCCGGUUUUUCCUCAAGUGGCUUUGUGGGUAACGAUUGGGCUGGCAGUCUGUUUGCUUGGUCUCCUCAUUGCCUUGGCUGCCGUCUGCCACAGGAAAAUCAAAGAGAGCUGCGAAGAGAUAAGAGCAGAGGAAGAAGCGAAAGAACUCGAGGAAGCCAAAGAACUCGAGGAAGCCAAAGAACUUGAAGAAUCCAAGACAGCUGCAACACCUCUAAAGAGCUAAAGGCAAAGAGCACAGGGUGAAACUACGCAUGAAGCAUGGAGUCUCACAUUAACCUUCAGUGCAACAUGACGUUCAACAAGCGGCACAUUCAAGUCUCACACACACACACACACACACACACACACACACACACACACACACGCACAGUCACACACUUUCAGUCCGUACAGGGCCAUUUGGUGUUGCUGAUACCUGUGUAGCUUCUAUUGCUUAAAGUCAAAAAGUAGCAUUUAACAUUUGAUAUGUAGUAAAACAAAUUGGAUUUUGUGCAUUGACAAAGAGAGCAAAUGCUGUUUGCCUUGUUCCCAGUUAUAGAUUGAUCAAACCCUGCAUCACUCACUGAUUUCUGUCCGCUUUUAUUUCUGAUAACGGUUUUGAAUUCUCGUUUUAUAAUCUGACUGUUUUUCCGAUGUUUUUUAUUUUAUUUUUAUACAGCAUGAAUAGAAAUAUCCUCAGACGUUCUAGUAGCGUAAACCUCGUUUCGACAGCAUCAGUCGCAAAGACUCGAGAAUCACUGAGCAUGGUUUGGAAUUAUAUACAGUCGGCUAAACUGCUUGAAGAUCUGCGUGAUGGCCAUUGGCUCUGACAAGCUUCCAGCUCCACCACUGACACCAGCAUGCAGAGCUUUGCCUCAUGUUCCAACUCACACUUAAUGGAAUGUGAAGAGCUUAAGAGCAGAACCGGCAAGGAAGCUGCCGUCAGUGUGUCCAGCGUAGUCAGCCUCUCUUUCUUUCCCUCGUCUUCUCCACCAGCGCACCAGCUCGGACUAAUUAAGGCCUGCCCAUGAACCAACAUGUACCUGUCAGCAUGUAGCUGUUUCUACAAACUCAAUGACUUUGGGGAGAAAUUAGUUUGAAUUCCAGCUAAGCUUGAACAAAUUGCAAAGUGGUUCACGAGACACACCCAGGUUUCUCUUUGACCUGACAGUAUUAUGUCGAGAAAUGUUUUUAAUGAUUACACAGAGAACUGUCAUACUGUGGGAGGGAAUCUAUAAUGAAUCUCGAAUGCUGUUUUCAUAUGGUUCUUGAUACUUGGAACACGUUCAGUGCCAAAUAAAUUGAUCGAGUGUUUUGGGAUUAAUUGUGCCAGUCAGUUAUUAUGAACAUGCUUUAAAUAAUAAAAUGAUUUGUCAUUAAAAUCUCGUCUGCUAUCGUGAUCAACUUAUAACUAUGUAGUCUAACAUUUUGACAUAUGCUCAAAUCCACUGUAUUCUCUUUAACGGUUCAGUAGAGGCACGAGGCAGCACGGUUUGUAUCCCAGCUCUCAAAACAAUUAUGUCUCUUUAAAUACCCUUUCUAUCGCCAGCGGCCAUCCCUGUGGCUCGGACGAUCACUUAAAGUUUAAUGACGCCAGCUUCAGGGAAGCCUUUAUUUCCCUUCCACUUGUGUUUGUCCCAUGAUUUGCUAAAAUUUAACAUCCAGCAAGUGCACUGGGAUUAAUAAAAAGGAAACAGCAGAUUUUAACCGCUUCAGUAAGUCAAAGUCUAGUUCUGAACAUUUAAUUCAGGUCUAGACCAGGUUUUAGCCAGGCCUUUCCAGCUAAAUUUGAAUAUUUUCUUUGGGUCUAGAUAUGUUUUUGUAUAUUUGUCUAGUAACUAGAGCUGGAUUUUGACUUUUACUUUGGGUCUAGAUAUUACAACUUUUUAUGCUUUUUAACCAUUUAUAGCUACUUUUAAUAUUGUGGAACAUCCAUGAAGCUAGUUAUCACAUUAUACAGUAGUGGUUAUAAACAGCACCAGCUUCUUUAUUUUUUUUUUCUCUCUCAUGAAGUUAAUUACAAAAAACAACAAAGCUUGUCAUGUUACAGA